UCAGCCUUAGUUUGGUCUGCUAGGUCCAGUGCGGGAAUCCCGUCUACACUCAGGGCCUGGAAAAGUUACUGAGUGGCAGUAUGGGCCUCCAGCGGGCAGCUGAUGCUUCAGACUCCCUGGAGCGAGAGAAAGAGGGCGACUGAAGCUGGGGUUUCUCUGUGUAGCCCUGGCUGUGCGCCCCACCGCCGCUCAGCUUCCAGAACAGCUCGGAUGUCUUGGCACCAAAUGAAAUGAAACAGAAGCUACACCCACAGGCUCCCCGGUGCCCUCAGAGCAGGGCACACUUCCGACCUCAGUCAGGAAACAGAAACUCUCUUCUCGCAUUGCCUGCAGGGCCCCAGCUUCCUGCUCCGGGCCUGGUGCAGCCUGGCAGACCGGGUUUCUCUGUGCAGCUCUGGCUGUCCUGGACUCGCUCUGUCCUGGACACCAAGCUGGCCUCGAACUUGCAGAGAUCCACCUGCCUGUGCCUCCCGAGUGUCGGCAUUAAAGGUCUUCUGACGACGCCACAGCGCGGGCGGCCACCAUGGCUUUCCAGGGGUCAUGACCCACUGCAGAAGGCUUGUCCCCCGGAGCUGCUGAUGCGGACGCUGGGUCCGGCCCUUUGGCCCCGCGCAGACGGACGUGCUGAGCGAGCAAGCUCCCCAGGCGGUGGACUUCGGCCGGCUGAACGCAAGGCCGGGAGCCGGGAGUGGCGCCCCCAGCGGCGGUCCUGGAGCAGGCCCUGCGGAGGCCUUCCCUCCUGUCGCCGCCCUGGUGUAGGCCGGCGUGAGCGCCUGGGCUCGCGGUUCUCAGCGGCUGCGGGCGCGGCAGCCUCCCAGCCGGGCGAGGUUUCCCCGGAUCCGACCGGGCAGUGUUCAGCCCCUGUCUCGAGUUGUCUUGGCUCUGACGACUUGGCACUGCUUUGGAGCUCCCCGGCCACCAGGGUCUCUUUGCUGGCUUUGGCCUCCCUCAGCCUCAGCUCUCCGCAUCCUCCUUCAGCUGGGGACACCCUCCUGGUCUGGGGCAGUCAGCUGUGACUGCAGCAGAGGGGGCUGGCUGCUGGCGACUCGCAGGCAAUCCUGUGGUUCGAGGGGCUGUCCCACACGCCUUGAUUCCUUGCGGGAAAAGGAGCACCAGCCAGGCUUGAGGCUGGCCUCAAACUACGAAACUGAUGUCCCUGAACUCCUGAUUCUCCAGCCUCCACCUCCCCCAUGCUGGCUGGGGCUUACAUCAUGCCUGUCUCACCUGGUGUUAGACACUAAGGCAAACACCAGCUAGUUUUUGAGACUACGCUCUGGCUCAGGCUGUCCUCAAACUCAUGCCACUGCGAGCAUAGGUGUGUCUCCAGCCCCCUUAAACAUUUCUGUGUGCUUGGAGGCUCUGCUUCAACCUUUUUGCUUGUUUCAGUUUCCCUGUGUGACUCUCUAUGUAGACUAAACCCUGACUUACUGCCUCCCAAGUGCUGGGAUUAAGUGUCCGCCCACCACCACCAGGCUGACAUACCAUACCAAAGUUCUUGGCAGUCUCAUAGCUGUGUAUUAUAGCUCAUUACUCCCACCCUUUCCUACCUCCACUCCCUCAUUCAGCUUUAACUCAAUGGCUGUGUGCCCACUGGCUACCCACGAACUUUAAAAUAUCUGUCCCAUAGCUCAGACUGCUGGGCCCCAUCAUUUCCCCAGGAGCUAGGCUGCAGGUGUGUGCUAUCACGUGGCUACCUCCUCCAUUCUAGGAAGGCACUCUUGAGCAACCAAGCCCUGCCUUACUAAAAAUCUGGGACACUCCUGGGUGCCCUAAAGGCAUACACUCAACCCUCACAGACCACACCGGUCAUUCAUUCCCAGAUGGCUGGGGCUCAGCUCCAGAUGCUAUGGUGGGGAGGCACUUGUUUCCAAGGAGGUGAUCUGAGCCCUUGACUUGUUUAAACCUGAGGUUAGCCUGUCCUCAGGUGUAUACAGUAUUUACAGGAAUGUUUAAUAAGCUGCAUUAUUCUGCCUCCACAACAGCUCAGGGGAUUCCUUGCCACAGGCACAGGUGAAAUGACUGCUCAACACAGGUUCUUGCAGGACCUUAGUGGUUCAGAUACCAGAAGAGAAAAACCCUUCAAAGUUAAUUCAAAGACUCCAACCAUUAUCAUCGGAUAACUUUUAUUUCAUAAAUAUUUUCACACCACC
Molecule: messenger RNA, 2150 nt
Organism: Meriones unguiculatus (Mongolian gerbil)
Lineage: Eukaryota; Metazoa; Chordata; Mammalia; Rodentia; Muridae
Exons: 5
Coding region: 231-1016 (261 amino acids)
Source: RefSeq, a predicted model, not a curated record